AUGGGCUCUUCAAAGCGGAAAUCGGAGGAUACCACGCCGAAGCAACCAAAUAAACGGCCCAGGUCCAAUUCCGAUGCAAAGAGCGGCAAAGCGACUGCGGAACAAGAACAGAGCAAGACCCCCAAACCGAAGCCAGUCUCUAUCCUCACCAAAGAACAACCGGCUUUUCCUCGAGGCGGUGCGAGUUUACUCACUCCCCUAGAGCGUAAGCAAAUUCGAGCAAGAGUAGCCGAAGAUGCAGACACGGAACAUAAGCAUUCGCAGGACCUGUUCGGAGAUAGGGACGCAAGGCCAGACGUCGGAACAGACGAGGAUGACAACUCCGGAGAGGAAUUGCCAGCGAAGAAACGAGAAAAAAGACGGCGCAAAGACAAGAAACUGGCAGCAGCCUCAGCGACCGGGACAGACUCAGAGGUUCAAAUCGGUGGCCUCAGCUAUAAAAGGAUUACUACAGGCUCUCUCAUACUCGGCCAGAUCACGUCUAUAAGCCAAAGGGCGCUGACUGUGGCCCUACCAAAUAACCUGGUGGGUUACGUGCCGUUGACGGCAAUCUCACCACAACUGAGUCAAAAGAUACAAAGCCUUCUCGAUCAGGAUGAUGAAGAGCACAAUGAUAGUGAAAGCGACCGAGACGAAGAGCAGGACAUCGCUUUACCAGGAUAUUUCCGUGUUCAUCAAUACCUGCGGGUCGCUGUGACCUCUACAGAGCAGGAGAAGCCAGGAUCGAAAUCUCCUGUUCGAAAACGAAUCGAGCUGUCUGUUGAGCCAGCGCUGACCAACAUUGGCUUGGACCGGUCGAAACUCGUCAAUGGCGCCGUUGUCCAAGUCUCUGUGAGCAGUGUCGAAGACCAUGGGCUGGUGGUAGAGCUGGCGCUAGAAGACGGUAAUGUGCGCGGGUUCAUCCCCAGAAAGCAGCUGCCCAGUGGCAGCUCUUUAUCGACUAUCAAAACUGGCGCCGUUCUACUGUGCCACGUUCUCGAAAUGAGCUCCAACAACAAGGUGGUAAAGCUUUCGGCAGACCUCACCAAAGCGCCAGUCAUGAAAUCUGCUCCCUCUGUGGAUACUUUCCUUCCAGGUACAAAAGCAGAGAUCUUAAUCAGCCAUGUUACGGAUGCUGGAAUUUCAGGAAAGAUCAUGGGCAUGUUAGACGUCACGGCCGACAUUGUUCAUUCAGGCUCGUUUAAGGAUCGACAAACGUUUCUUGCUCAAUACCAGGUCGGCAAAAAGAUUACUGGUCGAUUGAUCUUCAAUUUCCCCCUUUCGGACGUGAAGAAGCUGGGAUUCUCUGUGCUAGACAACGUCGUCGAAUUGAGUGAUGCCAGCGAGGCCGCCGAGGGAGAAGGCGGGAAACUGGCCUUGUCUUCCACCAUCGAUGAAGCAUCAGUCAUUCGCGUUGAGCCAGGGCUAGGUGUCUACCUGCAGCUAAACCAAGAUGAUAUAGGCUUUGCCCACGUAUCUCGUCUUUCAGACAAGAAGCUGGACACCGUUUCCGAAACCAGCGGCCCGUUUAAGCUUGGAUCCGAACACAAGGUUCGAGUACUUGAAUACAAUCCCCUGGACAACCUCUACAUAUUGUCCGCUCAGAAGAGCGUGAUUGAACGCCCGUUCCUGAGAUUCGACGACGUUCCUCUUGGUGCGGUCGUCCAAGGAACGAUUGAAAAAUUGCUGGUCGGUCCAAGCGGAAUUCAAGGCCUGUUGAUCACCCUAGGAGAGGGCCUGAACGGUCUUGUGCCUCAAAUACACAUGUCCGAUGUUGAUUUGAAGCAUCCAGAGAAGAAGUUCAGGGAGGGUCAGGCCGUUACUGCUCGAGUCUUGUCCACUGAUCCGAUCCGGCGCCGUCUGAGUCUUACACUUAAGAAAGCUCUGGUGAACAAUGACCAGAAACCAUGGCUACGCUUCGAAGAUAUCGAAACCGGUGAUUCCACAGUAGGAACAUUGACUAAGGUCGACCGCCUUGGUGCGGUCGUUCGAUUCUACGGCCCGGUCAGAGGAUUUCUGCCCGUGUCUGAGAUGAGCGAAGCAUACAUCAAAGACGCCACGGAGCAUUUCCGGGUCGGUCAGGUUGUUUCAGUAAACGCGAUCAGCAUCAACGCUCCGGAAAAGCGCUUGACGGUAUCGUGCAGAGAGAUCAAUGCACCAAGUGCAUCGACCGAAAGCAUCCUUGCGACAUUGCAACCAGGCACCCUUACCAAUGGCACCAUAUUUGAAAAAUCUCAAAACGACGUGUUGUUGCGCUUAGAAGGAUCCGACGCUAUUGCGCGGUUGACUCUUGAUCAUAUCGCCGAUGGAUCUCUCAAGAAGCGAGAAUCCGCAAUCACCAAAGUUCGAGUUGGCCAGAAACUAGAAAACGUGCUCAUAUUGCAGGUCCUGGCAAAGAGGAGAUUGGUCUUAAUCUCCAACAAACAGAGUCUGGUCAAAGCCGCGCAAGAUAGCACCUUGCUCCGAGGCUAUGAGCAACUUCAGCCCAAUGCAACUGUGACCGGCUUCGUGAAGAAUAUCACAGAAGAUGGUGUCUUUGUGGGCUUUGCUGCUGGGAUAACCGGGCUGAUAACCAAGUCUCAAGUACCUGUCGAGGCUGAAAACGAGCCGGACUUCGGGAUGGUUAAACUACAACCUAUAACGGCCAGAGUCCUGUCCAUUGAUUAUAGGGGUGCGACACCUCGCUUCUGGCUCACAAUGAGAGAGACUCUCGCUGCUGAUACAGACAUGUCGAGCAGGCCUGAGGCUCCAGAGGAUUUUCCAAAGCUCAUCAAUCCAGUAGAUGCGAGUCUUGAAACCGUCAAAGAUUUAUCCGUCGGGAAGGUCACAAAAGCAAGGAUUGUCUCCGUCAAAGAGACACAGAUCAAUGUUGAAAUAGCCAAAGAUGUGCAAGGACGCAUCGACGUUUCGGAGGUAUUUGACGAUUGGAAGGACAUCAAAGACCGGAAGAAACCAUUGAGGCAAUUCUCUUCGAAACAAGAACUCAUUGUUCGAGUGCUUGGAGCACAUGACACGAGAAACCACAGGUUUCUGCCGCUGACCCAUCGGAAAGGGAAGAACAUUGUAUUUGAACUCACCUGCAAACCAAGCUCAGUCUCGGGUCCAGAGCAAGCCCGAUUGACAUUAAAAGACAUGACAGUCGGAUCACCAUGGCUUGCUUUCAUCAACAACAUCUCCGACGAAUGUGUGUGGGUCAAUAUUUCACCCACCAUUCGUGGAAGAAUUCGAGCCCUCGACAUCUCCGACGAUCUGUCGCUUGCUGCCAAUCUGUCUCACAACUUCCCUCUAGGCUCUGCUCUUCGGGUCCGAGUGCUCAAUGUGGACGCCGAGAAAGGACAUCUGGACCUGACUGGACGCUCAGAUGGAACGGCCAGCUCUUUGACGUUUGCGAAUAUUUCGGCGGGUCUUGUGCUACCUGGUCGGGUGACGAAGGUUACGGACCACAACAUCGUCGUCCAGCUUAGUGAGCAGGUGGUGGGUGUUGUCGAGUUGAUCGACAUGGCAGACGACUACGCUCAAGCGAACCCAGCAAAGUACCAGAAAAAUGAUGUUCUUCGGGUCUGCGUGCUCAAAGUGGAUGCUCCCAACAAAAAGGUUAACUUGUCAACGCGGCCAUCGAAAGUCCUCAGCUCGUCAAUGGCGGUUACCGACCGAGAAAUCACUUCACUCGAACAGUUGGCUGUCAAUGACAUCGUUCGUGGUUUCAUCAGCAACGUGGCCGAUAAAGGUGUUUUUGUGACACUGGGCCAUGGGAUCACAGCAUUUGUCCGGGUUAGUAACCUGUCGGACAGCUAUCUCAAGGAGUGGAAGGAUCACUUUCAGCGUGAUCAGCUUGUGAAAGGGAGGGUCAUAAUGGUCGACAAGGAAUCCGGUCAUGUCCAAAUUAGCUUGAAGGAGUCUGCACUGAAACCUGACUACAAAGCGUCCCUUACCUUCAACGACUUGAAGGUCGGAGACAUCGUGACUGCCAAGGUCGUCAAAGUCGAAUCCUUCGGGGUUUUCAUUCUCGUGGACAAUUCCGAGAACGUGCGUGGACUCUGUCAUCGAAGCGAGAUCGCUGAACAACGGGUCGGAGAUGUCGGCAAGUUGUUCAGCGAGGGGGACAGAGUCAAGGCCAAGGUCCUGAAGAUCGAUACUGCGAAACGCCGCAUCAAUUUUGGCAUGAAAGCCUCAUACUUUGGUGAUGUUACAGAAGACGGUGAAAGUGAUUCUCAAUCUGAGGGUGAAGCCGAGGAAGGUGGCGUGAUUCUCGGCCAGGAAGGAGACGUCUCCGGAGACGAUGAAGAAGUGUCACCCCAAGAUGAGGACGAGCAAGAUUCGGAAGGAGACGCAGAGGACGCUGACGAUAGGCUUGAAGAUGAGUUCGAGGAAUCUGAAGACGACCAAAGAGGCAGCACGGUCUUACUUGACGCCACGAAGCCGACCAGCAACAAAGGUCUCUCCGUGGGAGGGUUUGACUGGUACGGCAUUUCCGAAAACACACGGAACAAGCGAGCGACUGAAGCGUCUGAUUCAGAAGCCGAAGAUUCAGCCAAAGCACCCAAGAAGCGAAAGAAGCGAGCACAAAUCCAAGUCGACCGAACGGCAGACCUGGACGUAAACGGACCUCAGUCGGUGGACGACUUCGAGCGGCUACUCCUUGGUGAACCGGAUUCCUCGCUCCUCUGGCUCCAGUACAUGGCCUUCCACCUUGACCUAGGGGACGUCGACCAAGCACGCCAGAUCGGUGAACGGGCACUGAAAGCCAUCGGCCUGGGUCAAGAAGAAGAAAAGCUCAACGUCUGGGUGGCACUGCUCAACUUAGAAAAUGCCUAUGGAGACGACGAAAGUAUUGAGGCCAUGUUCCAACGGGCGUGCGAGUACAACGACCCGCAAGAGAUCUACUCACGGUUGACCAGCAUCUACAUUCAAUCUGGCAAACAGGACAAGGCAGACGACAUGUUCCAACGCAUGUUGAAGAAAUUCACGCAGGACCCCAAGAUGUGGGUUAAUUAUGCGCAUUUCUUAUUCGACACGGUGGGCGACGCAGAGAAAGGCCGGGCUCUCCUCCCGCGAGCGCUUCAGACACUACCGCGAUUCACGCACUUUGACGUUACCUUGAAAUUCGCACAGCUUGAGUUCAAAUCUUCCCACGGGCUAGCAGAGCGGGGACGCACCAUCUUCGAAGGGUUGAUCAGUUCCUUCCCGAAGAGGGUGGAUCUAUUCAACGUGCUUCUCGACUUGGAGCUCAAGCUAGGAGAGGAGAACAAAGAGCAAGUGCGAGGGCUGUUUGAGCGAAUAUUUGGCGGCAAAUUGAAACCCAAGCAGGCCAAAUACUUCUUCAAACGAUGGAUGGAGUUCGAGGAGAAGGAAGGAGAUGAACGGCUGGUUGAGGAGGUCAAAGCCAGGGCAGCGAAGUGGAUCCGAGAUGCUGGCAAGUAG
Fonsecaea erecta is the source of this 5400-nucleotide messenger RNA. RefSeq lists its product as hypothetical. The transcript has a single exon. Gene Ontology annotation, molecular function: protein binding; RNA binding. Lineage: Eukaryota; Fungi; Ascomycota; Eurotiomycetes; Chaetothyriales; Herpotrichiellaceae. The record is from RefSeq and is a predicted model, not a curated record. Gene Ontology annotation, cellular component: small-subunit processome; nucleolus. Bases 1 to 5400 code for a protein of 1799 amino acids. Gene Ontology annotation, biological process: rRNA processing.